Molecule: messenger RNA, 1917 nt
Organism: Dioszegia hungarica
Lineage: Eukaryota; Fungi; Basidiomycota; Tremellomycetes; Tremellales; Bulleribasidiaceae
Product: polyamine transporter 3
Exons: 9
Coding region: 1-1917 (638 amino acids)
Biological process (GO): transmembrane transport
Molecular function (GO): transmembrane transporter activity
Source: RefSeq, a predicted model, not a curated record
AUGACGAAUCUCUCUGGAUCGUCCUCUGUCCCAUCUCUUGGCUCGACCGACCAGACCGUCCCCCGACCCAAACGUGCCUGGCCAUGGCGGAAACACAUCACCUCCCCCCAACUCCUCCUCGCCCACUCCUACACUGGAAAGGGCACCCUCGAAUCGCCCUAUAUCCUCGACUGGCUCCCCGGAGAGGCCUCCCAUGACGCGGAAGGAGUGGAAGGGUUGGAGACUGCGGUGGAUAUUGAGUAUCCCCAGACAUGGAAGGCGGGAUACAAGUGGAUGAUCACGGCGAUAGGCGCGAUAUCGGUGUUGAGCGUGACGAUGACCAGUUCUAUGAUGAGUGCUGCCAUCUAUGAUAUCAGGAGGGACUUUCCAGGCCACACGGCGGAAAGCUACAUUAUGAUCACAUCCAUCUUCAUCCUCGGCUUCGUGGUCGGCCCCCUCCUCUGGGCGCCGUGUUCCGAGGUCUUUGGUCGUCGCCGGAUGUUCAUCUCGACCUUCGUACCCUUCACCAUCUUCAAUGCUGCUUGCUGCGGCGCCAACUCGCUCGAGGCCUUGUUGGUCUUCCGAUUCUUCGCUGGCACAUUUGGAAGUAGUAGUCUGACCUCAGUCGGUGGUAUCAUCACCGAUAUGUUCAACGCCAAAGAGCGAGCGGCAGCUAUGGGCGUGUUCGCCAUCGCGCCUUUCUUAGGCCCAGCCAUCGGACCUGUCGCUGGUGGUUUCCUGUCCGCUGCAUCCACUUGGAGAUGGGUAGCAGCCCUCCUCGCGUUUUUCUCUGCUAUACUCACCGUCAUCGGCGCCCUUUGGCUGCCAGAGACGUACGAGCCAGUUCUCCUUCGCCGUCGCGCUACCGAACUCAGCAAGGUCUCCGGCAAGGUCUACCGGUACAGUCGGGACGUGGAGCGGCCGAUGGUGACCAAGGAGCUCUUCAAGAAGCAAUUGACGGUGCCGUGGAAGCUGCUUUUCACGGAACCAGUUGCCGCUCUGAUGGCGCUCUAUGUCUCUGUCGUCUAUGCCAUUCUCUACAUGCAAUUCACCUCCUUCCCUAUCGUCUUUGUCCAACAACGCGGGUGGACCCCCGCUAUCGCCGGUCUCGCGUUCAUCGGUCUCUCAUUCGGAUCGAUCCUUGGUCUCGUCCUCCUCGGCGUCAUGAACAAGCGGUAUGCGGCCAAGAUGGACGCGAACGGCGGGUACUUGCCCCCAGAGGAGCGGCUGCCCAUGGUCAUUCUGGGUGGCAUCCUCUUACCGCACGUUUUACAAUCUUGUUACAAAAAGGUCGGUCUCUUCUGGUUCGCUUGGACAAGUCCCGCCAAUAUCCACUGGAUCGUACCCAUCCUCGCCACUGUGGUCUUCGGCGCUGCGCUCGUAGGUUUGUUCCUGGGCAUCAUGUCUUACCUCGUCGACGCCUAUACCUUGCACUCGGCAUCAGCAUUGGCGGGCAAUACCGUCGUCCGGUCGAUCUUCGGUGUUGUCUUCCCUCUCUUCACAGUCAGGAUGUACGACGCCCUCGGGGUCCAAUGGGCGGGAAGCGUGAUUGCUUUUAUCGCCCUAGCGUUCAUCCCAGCACCCAUUAUCUUUUACAAAUACGGCGGCAAGAUCCGCCUGAGGUCCAAAUACGCCCGAGAAGCCGACCUCGCCAAUCGCGCCCUUGCUGAAAAGAUGCGCCUCAAGUCGGAGUCCAAGGUCAACUCGCGUAAAGGAUCCGAAACGGAUCUCGUCUCGGCCAUUACUGGGCCGGAGGCGGGUGUGGGCACGGUCGAUGUAGGGGAUAUAGAGAAGGGCCUGAGGGGGCCGAUGGGAACGGAGGGGGUGCCUGUUGUGGGUGGAGGGGUGGAGGAGAGGUUGGGGAUGAUUGAGGGGAUCAAGCGAGAGGAUGACCACCAAGAGGGAUUGCUAGGCUCAGACUCGACUGACAGAAGAUAG